UCCUGUGAGUGAGUGGAGCCAUGUCAGCCAUAUGGGACAAAAUGUGUGAAGUAUUCACGUUGCUGGUUCGGCCGACGCGUCGCAAGACCCGAGUCACAUUCAGUCCAAGCACCCUACAUCGUGAAAUCAUUCGACACACCAAACUAUCGGCUUCCACUAAUCCGUUUUUCAACUUCCUAGCCGAAGUGCGUAUGAAAGCCAAUGGUGGGGAAUUAAUGCACCCUGGCUGUGGUUCGAUGUCGCCGCGGGAAAGUGCUCGCAUCGCCAAGACAGCAGGCCGUUUAUGGAAUUCUAUGAGUGAUGAACAAAAGCAACCAUAUCGGAGCAUUGCAAUGGAGCAGCGAAAACUGAAAAGGCUGCGGCGAAGGCGUUCCUACUUAUCUGCACGCAGGCGAAGGGAACGCAAAACGCCAGUAGAGUGUAAAUUUCUUUUACCGCCUCAGCCCACCCAUCAAGAACAUCUAUAAAUGUGGCUUCUGAGGAUUGCGAUUGUGUUGUUGACGCCUUCCGGACAGUGCGGAUGGUGCGGAUAUCUAAAUUGUGUGCAAAUUUAAUGUUGAUAUUGUCUCCAAUCUCAUAAAGAUUUUAUAGUCUGGUAACAUUUCUAUACUGCUCUGCUUACGUUACCUUGUUAUUCCACAAGAGGGGCAAAGCAAUUCAUUAAAAACAUUUCAAUUUUAUUUUAACGUCUAAAGAAAUAAAAAGUUUCAUUAGCCGACGAAA
Messenger RNA from Bactrocera oleae (olive fruit fly), 723 nucleotides. The record is from RefSeq and is a predicted model, not a curated record. NCBI's taxonomy places the organism in Eukaryota, Metazoa, Arthropoda, Insecta, Diptera, Tephritidae.